UCUAGCCGCUGACCGUCUCGCAGCCUCCGCCGAGCACCUUAUCUCGGUUCCAGUGCGCCCCGGCCGGCCAAGCAGCGACCCCCCGCGGAGGGCGCCAUGCAAGGGGCGCGAAUUGCGCUCUGGGCUGCGGCGCUGACCGUGCUGUCGUUGCUCCGCGGGCAGAAUGUGGCACUGGCUGGCGCGGGAGCGGCGGGCGUGGGCCCCGUGGUGCGCUGUGAGCCCUGCGAUGCGCGGGCGCUGGCUCAGUGUGCGCCGCCGCCGCCUGCGUCCGCGUGUGCGGAGCUGGUGCGCGAGCCGGGCUGCGGCUGCUGCCUGACGUGCGCGCUGAACGAGGGCCAGCCCUGUGGCGUCUACACUGAGCGCUGCGGCGCCGGCCUCCGCUGUCAGCCGCAGCCCGGCGAGCCGCGCCCGCUGCAGGCGCUGCUGGACGGCCGGGGGAUCUGCGCCAACGCCAGCGCCGCCAACCGCCUGCCCGCCUACCUGCUGCCGGCGCCGUCCGCUCCAGGAAACAGCAGUGAGUCUGAGGAAGACCGGGGUGCUGGAAGCGUGGAGACCCAGGCCCUUCCUAGCACACACCGGGUGCCUGAUUCCAAAUUCCAUCCCCACCACACCAAAAUAGACGUCAUCAGGAAAGGACACGCCAAGGACAGUCAGCGCUACAAAGUCGACUAUGAAGCUCAAAGCACGGACACCCAGAACUUCUCCUCUGAGUCCAAACGAGAGACAGAAUACGGUCCUUGCCGCCGAGAGAUGGAGGACAUGCUGAACCACCUCAAAUUCCUGAACAUGCUCAGCCCAAGGGGUGUCCACAUCCCCAACUGUGACAAGAAGGGCUUCUACAAGAAGAAGCAGUGCCGCCCUUCCAAAGGCAGGAAGCGGGGCUUCUGCUGGUGUGUGGAUAAGUACGGGCAGCCCCUCCCGGGCUACGAUGCCAAAGGCAAGGGCGACGUGCAGUGCUACCACCUGGAGAGCAAGUAGAAGCCACUGCAGCCAUUUAAUGUGGAGCUCAAUACGCCUUAUUUUGCACAAGCCACUGCCAAGGACAUGACCAGCAGCUGACUACAACCUCAACUUAUAUUUCUUUUUUGUGGUGAAUUCAUUUUCUUUUUUUUUUUUAAACCAAAGUUUAGAAAGAUGUUUGAAAAAUGCCCAGGGUUCUUCUAAAUGGUGAACUUGCGUAUCUUACUGCCUUCUAGUAGUCAGUGAAACACAGUUUGUUUUUUCUUGUUGCUUCCUGUAAAAAUAUUUGUCAACUCAAGGACAGGGGAGCAGAUCCACAGCACCCUAGAGCCGGCUCUCCCUGCGUCUCCGCUGAAGCACUGGCCAGUAUGUCCUGACUGCGCGCCUGUGUUGCUGAUGCUGAGGGCGCCUUCCUCCCCACUCUGUACGAACGAACAAAGGACCUCACCAAGAGCAGAAACAUCCUGCAUUCUGCGGGUUGCACACCCACAGCCCCACCCGGAGCUUACAUCUCUGGAGCAAGGCUCCUUCAACCUAGAAAAUGUGUCAUACCUUCAAGUGGCCUGUACUGUCUGGAACUGGUGUAGAAAAUAAGGUGGAGCCUUACUUAUUAAAAAAAAA
Messenger RNA from Condylura cristata (star-nosed mole), 1581 nucleotides. RefSeq names its product insulin-like growth factor binding protein 3 (gene IGFBP3). Gene Ontology annotation, molecular function: fibronectin binding; insulin-like growth factor I binding; insulin-like growth factor II binding. The transcript has 5 exons. Gene Ontology annotation, biological process: regulation of insulin-like growth factor receptor signaling pathway. Bases 97 to 978 code for a protein of 293 amino acids. Gene Ontology annotation, cellular component: extracellular region. Lineage: Eukaryota; Metazoa; Chordata; Mammalia; Eulipotyphla; Talpidae. The record is from RefSeq and is a predicted model, not a curated record.